This is a messenger RNA of Rattus norvegicus (Norway rat), 1427 nucleotides long. RefSeq names its product aurora kinase C (gene Aurkc). The record is from RefSeq and is marked validated. Gene Ontology annotation, cellular component: spindle. Lineage: Eukaryota; Metazoa; Chordata; Mammalia; Rodentia; Muridae. Gene Ontology annotation, biological process: regulation of DNA-templated transcription. Bases 454 to 1302 code for a protein of 282 amino acids. The transcript has 7 exons. Gene Ontology annotation, molecular function: protein serine/threonine kinase activity; protein kinase activity; nucleotide binding.
CUGCUGAUCUCAGCAAAUAAGUACUCCAGCAAGUACCUUGCUGGAGGUUUUAGGCUUCCAGUGUCCUCCUUCUGGUCCCGCCUGCACCAUCCUAUAGGGUGAGCGGCCUGGGAGAAGCUCUUGCUUCUCAGGCACGCCUAUUGGGCACGCCCGACUUCAGAAAGAUAGCCUACGGUUUUCAGUUGGGAUCUACUAGUCUCUGCCAAAGCGGACUCUGCAAACCGCUCGAGUGCUGCUGUGCUAGUGGAUUACCGGUGCGUGGGUCUCGGGUGUCCUAGGGUGGGUGAGACAUUCUGAGCGGUUGGGGAAGCCGCAGUCAGAGCGUUACCCGUUUACUCUUUCCAGGGACUAAGCGGCUAGUAGGAUUUUAGCUUGUCCUCACCUCUUUAGAGGUCAGGGAAGAGAGUCACUGCGUCCGGCUGGGUUCACUCACAAGUAAGAGCCACUGGCCAGAUGGAGCCCAGCACCUCAACCAAGAAGCAUUUCACCAUCAAUGACUUUGAAAUCGGGCGUCCUCUGGGCAGGGGGAAAUUUGGGCGUGUGUACCUGGCUCGGCUCAAGGAAAAUCAUUUCAUCGUGGCCCUGAAGGUCCUCUUCAAGUCUGAGAUAGGGAAGGAGGGAUUGGAACACCAACUUCGCAGGGAAGUGGAGAUCCAGUCGCACUUACAACACCCGAAUAUCCUUCGCUUGUACAACUACUUCUACGAUGACAGUCGGGUGUACUUAAUUCUGGAAUAUGCUCCAAGAGGUGAGCUCUAUAAGGAGCUUCAGAGAAACCAGAAAUUGAACCAGCAGCGUACAGCCACGAUAAUAGAGGAGUUGUCAGAUGCUCUGAUCUACUGCCAUAGGAACAAGGUGAUUCAUAGGGACCUCAAGCCAGAGAAUCUCCUGCUGGGCCUCAAGGGCGAGGUGAAGAUCGCAGACUUCGGGUGGUCUGUGCAUACCCCCUCUCUCAGGAGAAAGACAAUGUGUGGGACUCUGGACUACUUACCCCCCGAAAUGAUAGAGGGGAAAUCCUACAACGAGACGGUGGAUCUGUGGUGCAUUGGGGUGCUCUGCUAUGAGCUGCUGGUGGGAAAGCCGCCCUUCGAGAGCAGCACCUCCAGUGAGACAUGCAGACGCAUCUGCCAGGUGGAUUUUAGGUUCCCUUCAUCAAUGCCUGCAGGGGCCCAGGACUUGAUCUCCAAGCUUCUUAGGCACCAUCCGUCAGAGCGGCUGAGCCUGGCCCAGGUCCUGAAGCACCCCUGGGUCAGGAAACACUCUCAAAGGAUGCUACCUCCCUGUGCUCAGAUGGCUUCCUGAGCCCUGUCUGUCUCUUCUAUGUGUUUCUUCAAGGAGCUCUCUAGGCUCUGUUUGUUACUGCAUGUGGUUUGCUUGUUUUCUCUUUUAUCACGUGAUGAUAAUUAAAACUGAUUAAUUUAGCAUCA